This is a messenger RNA of Raphanus sativus (radish), 941 nucleotides long. Its product is annotated as carboxylesterase SOBER1. The record is from RefSeq and is a predicted model, not a curated record. Gene Ontology annotation, molecular function: carboxylic ester hydrolase activity; palmitoyl-(protein) hydrolase activity. Lineage: Eukaryota; Viridiplantae; Streptophyta; Magnoliopsida; Brassicales; Brassicaceae. Gene Ontology annotation, biological process: protein depalmitoylation. Gene Ontology annotation, cellular component: cytoplasm. The coding region runs from base 31 to 753 and encodes 240 amino acids. The transcript has 6 exons.
GGUACCGUACAUACAAGUCGUUCUUCUCUGAUGGUCAAGCUGUUGAGAAACUGCUUCUUUUGUAUCUCUUCUUCCUCGCGGAACUCAGACGCCAUGGCUCGACGACCCUUCAUCUUGUGGCUUCACGGGUUAGGAGACUCUGGACCCGCCAACGAAAACAUCAAGACAGUUUUCAAGUCCCCGGAGCUGAGUGACGCUAAGUGGCUCUUCCCUUCUGCUCCAUACAAUCCCGUUACCUGCAACCAGGGUCGGGUGAUGCCUUCUUGGUUUGAUGUCCCUGAGCUUCCUUUUAGAGCGGGAUCUCGAAUUGAUGAAACCAGCAUUCUUGAAGCUGUUAAGAAGGUCCAUGCGAUUAUAGACCAGGAGAUUGCUAGAGGAACGAGACCAGAAAAUGUGUUUAUCUGUGGAAUAAGCCAAGGAGGUGCUUUAACAUUGGCUAGUGUUCUUCUUUAUCCAAAAACACUUGGAGGAGGAGCUGUCCUUAGCGGUUGGGUUCCAUUAACUUCUUCAAUGAUCAAUCAGUUUCCAGAAGAAGCUAAAAAGACACCGAUCUUGUGGUCUCAUGGGACUGAUGACGAGCUUGUGCUCUUUGAAGCUGGUCAAGCUGCUCUUCCUUUUCUUGAAAAAGCCGGUGUCACCUGUGAAUUCAAGGCGUAUCCAGGUCUUGCGCACUGGAUGAACGACGAGGAGCUACAGUAUAUAGAGUCAUGGAUCAAGUCACGGAUGCAAAGUUCCUCGUCGUCUUCGUCCUGAAUGUCUUAAAGCAAUGUUUUUCAUUCAAUACGAAUAUCAUGUUAUCUGUGAAGACAAAAGAAGAAGGGACAUUGAUUACUACUUAAAAAGCUCUCUUUCUCUUGUUCUGGUCAUGUAAGCAAAUGAUAAAAACAUUGUUCAUCAAGUAUCUGUUUGGUAAUUAAUAUGAGAACUAUAAUGUUUGUAUA